Molecule: messenger RNA, 885 nt
Organism: Cryphonectria parasitica EP155
Lineage: Eukaryota; Fungi; Ascomycota; Sordariomycetes; Diaporthales; Cryphonectriaceae
Exons: 2
Coding region: 1-885 (294 amino acids)
Source: RefSeq, a predicted model, not a curated record
AUGGCAUCACUCAAUUGUUCUUCUCCCCCAGAAAAAGCUGCUACAAAUGCUGGCGUUGCAGGUAUAGGCGUCAUCCUCGGUUUCAUUGUACCUGCGACACUUUCGAUUGUCCUCGCCUUUUCCCUGAUCAUACAAGAGUCCUUUAUGCACUCUAAGAGACCUGCACUGGGCCUCAUUCGCCGCAAACUCCUCUUCGCCUUGUCCGACCAACAAAUCAUCUAUGGCAUUGGGAUUCAAGCGGUUGGCCUGGCCCAGAUCACAUCACUUGUGCCCUAUCACUUCUUCAUCAUAUGGAUGGUCUCGCUUCUUUCGACGGCCGUCCAUAAUAGCACCCUGCUUGUCCUCUUGUGCGAUUUCCACUCGGACAGGGUUCUCCGAUGGCUGCGACAGGUCCUUAUGCUCGUUAACCUCGUGCUGGGCUGUGUCUUUGGGAUCUGCAUGCUCCAGGUCGUCCAAAAGGGCAUGACCACUUCGACGAACCCCACAGCCUGCGCCUUUGUGAACGGUGCUCCAGGAGAUGUUCAGACGGAAUCAAGCCGUACCCUUUCUUUCAUCGGCACCAUUGUUGUCAUAGGAGCCAACUUCCUCGUCUUCAUCGCUGCAACCUGGUUCCUCCAAUCCCGGAGACAGGUCGCCUUCAAGUGGAUACAGCUCGCUGGUAUCCUCCUCAUGGCCGCCAUUGCCGUGGCUGCGACGGUCAGAGUCCUCAUGUCGUCACAGGCUUUUGGCUACCCAUCCACCCCACUGGCAGACAACGCAGAGAGGGCCUGGAGCUUCUCAACAUCGGUCACCCUAUUGAUGCUGGCUCUGCCCCUGAUGACGGUUCUCGAAAUUUGGAGGGGCGAGGUUCGUGUGCAGAGGGAAUUUGAAAAGGUCGAGGGAUAG